This is a messenger RNA of Octopus bimaculoides (California two-spot octopus), 749 nucleotides long. Its product is annotated as LIM domain only protein 3. Gene Ontology annotation, molecular function: DNA-binding transcription factor binding; transcription coactivator activity. The record is from RefSeq and is a predicted model, not a curated record. NCBI's taxonomy places the organism in Eukaryota, Metazoa, Mollusca, Cephalopoda, Octopoda, Octopodidae. Gene Ontology annotation, biological process: positive regulation of transcription by RNA polymerase II. Gene Ontology annotation, cellular component: nucleus.
UUUCAGGUCCGAUGCAGAUUUCACAAGAAAGUGCCACGGGAAUGGCCAACAAGCGGCAGGAAUGCGCUGGCUGCAAGAAGAAGAUAACAGAACGCUAUCUGCUGAAGGCGCUUGACCAGUAUUGGCAUGAAGAUUGUCUGAAGUGUUCCUGUUGUGAUUGUAGGCUUGGAGAAGUCGGCUCGACGUUAUACACCAAAGCAAACCUACUCCUGUGUAGGAGAGACUAUUUAAGAUUAUUUGGGACGACAGGUUAUUGUUCAGCUUGUUCCAAAAUGAUUCCAGCAUUUGAAUUAGUGAUGAGAGCAAAGACAAACGUGUAUCACCUUGAAUGUUUUGCAUGUCAACAGUGUAAUCACAGAUUCUGUGUCGGUGAUAGAUUCUAUCUGUGUGAUAAUAAGAUUCUGUGUGAAUACGAUUACGAAGAACGAAUGGUGUUUGCCAACAUGAGCUACAAUUACAACGCCCUGUCUCAUUUGAAAAGACAAACACACAACCUUAGCGACGAUGUAUCGAGUGGUUAUGGCAGCCCGAGCCCUAACUCUCUGUGAAACAGGAGGCAGCAACGUUUGAGGGCAUAUCCACUCCCGACAUUGGAUGCGGGUGUAGGCGGCACCUCCGUUGCUGCGACAACAACUGCAUUAGAAACUACAUCUUGUCCAUCCCCAGAACUUUCCAGUGGCUACCAUCCAACCUGAAAGAAACUCUGAGAUAUUAUAUAUUUAUUUAAGUGUUUUUUAAUUUUUUUUUUU